AUGAAGCCUGAUUCUGAUCUCAAUGAUCAGCAGGCUGAUGAUCACCAUAGCCAUCCUGAUAAGAAGCGCAAACGCUCCCUCAAUGAGCAACAGAGUCUCUGCUUGGUACAGCAUGGAAAGGAUGUACUUGGGAAAUCUGCUGACCAGGAAGAAAACCAGCCUGAAUUAGGUGGAGGGACUAAACUGACUGUGAAGAAGGCACCGUCUCGGUGUACAAGCUGUGUUAUAGAAUGGCCUGAUGCGUUCAAAGUGUUAGAAGAGACUCAUAAGGCUUUGAAUCUAGUCUUUACAUUUUGUUGCAGCCGGAAACAUCUUGCAACAACGUUUGAAAACAUAAAGCCGACAGUCGAAACUCACAUUAAGCGACCACUGAUGGAGGAAGAGGUGGCAUUAGUAGUUGCCUUGCGACCCGAGGGUAUCAAUUUUACUUACGUGGAUGAGCUCAUGUUACAGCUUGAUAUUAAGGGCUCAGAAAGAGAUGAUACGUUUAAGCCCUCGAAAUCCUCUCGCUCGCAAGCUCCCGCGCAUGAUGCAUCCGUAGGCGGAUGGACGGGAAACGAGAGCCUGGAUGAUCACAGCCGCAGUAAAACCGGUAAUGGUAGCCGAGAGGUGCUAUUCUUUGAGUUCGUCGACGGAGACCUAAAACGCGAGGUGCAAGACAAGAAGACGGGCGAACCUGUGCGGCCAAACCGCAAGCUUCGCGACGAGCAGCUGAAGAUGCCGAUAUACGGUCAGAAACAGAUGGCUCAGCUAAUUGAGAGGAGAAACCAGAAGUUCAAAAAUGCUAUAAAUCUAUUUCUGAACAAGUGUGUGCAAGAUGGACUGGAUCCUGAUGUAACUCUCAGGGAGCAGGCGCAGGCUUUCAUCCCGAAACCAUCUCCAACGAACGAUGUCGCAGCAGAGUCAAGACCAAGUACAAUACCGGGGAAUAUCCCGAAGGAGCGUAAAUCGAUACCAGAGAUUGUGCAAGAGCUGAAAGAAAGCUCUUGGUAUACAGGGCAAAUCGUACCGGACGGCCAUAGGGUUUUCGAGCCUCAAGAGGCUAUUUAUGGUGAUCUUGGUUUCCUGUUGACUCAAGAUCUUGUCAACGCGCUGUAUAAUGCCAAAGGUAUCACGCGCUUCUAUGCUCACCAAGCGGAGGCCCUAAACCACCUCCACGAGGGCAAAAGUGUCGUCGUGGCAACAUCGACCAGCUCGGGCAAGUCUUUGAUAUACCAGCUCCCUGUCCUAUACGCACUUGAAAAAGACUACAAUUCCAGAGCCAUGUACAUUUUCCCGACAAAGGCAUUAGCGCAGGACCAGAAGCGGAGUUUGAAGGAAAUGAUGGUCUACAUGCCUGGCCUUGAAGCCACAGUCGUUGAAACCUUCGACGGUGAUACGCCAAUGAGCGAACGCACUGCGAUUCGUGAAGAAGCCAGGGUUAUAUUCACGAAUCCUGACAUGCUUCAUGUCACAAUAUUGCCACAGGAAGAACGUUGGAGAACUUUCCUGAAACAUUUGAAAUACGUAGUAGUUGACGAACUUCACUAUUACAACGGGCAGCUCGGUUCACAUGUUGCUUUCAUCAUGAGAAGACUAAGACGCAUUUGCGCUGCAGUGGGAAACCGGCGAGUCCGCUUCAUCUCUUGUUCUGCAACUGUUGCCAACCCGAAGGAGCACUUCGAAACGAUAUUCGGGGUUAAAAAUGUGGCGUUGAUUGAUUAUGACGGAUCCCCUUCGGGACGCAAGGAAUUCUUGUGUUGGAAUACACCAUACAAGGAUCCGGGUGACCCCGCGAGCGGCCGUGGGAAUGCGAAGCUUGAAUGUGCCAGACUUUUCUGCGCCCUCCUGCUGAGAGGUGUCCGAAUCAUAGCGUUUUGUCGGGUUCGAGCCCAGUGUGAGAUCUUGGUUAAUGCCAUUAAGCAAGAACUAGAGUCUCUCGGUCGACCAGAGUGUAUAAAUCUAGUUAUGGGCUACCGAGGUGGUUAUACCGCCGCAGAUCGCCGCCGUAUCGAAUCUGAAAUGUUUGAGGGCAAAUUGCUAGGAAUUGUCUCGACUACAGCACUGGAAUUGGGCAUCGACAUUGGCACUCUUGACUCUGUCAUGAGUUGGGGGUUUCCUUAUACAAUUGCAAAUUUGCGUCAACAGAGUGGCCGCGCGGGGCGGCGUAACAAGGACUCCUUGUCUAUUCUUGUUGGGGAUGGAUUCGCGACAGACCAACAUUACAUGCAAAAUCCAGAUGAGUUGUUUACUAAACCUAACUGCGAACUUCAGGUCGAUCUUAGCAACAUGCUAGUUCGGGAAGGGCAUGUCCAAUGUGCGGCAUACGAAUUGCCAAUUAGACCUGAGCAAGAUGCUCAAUAUUUUGGAGCUGAUAUUUCCGACGUUUGCAGGACCCGCUUGAUUCAGGAUGAGAUGGGUUACUAUCAUUGCCAUGAUCGAUUUCGACCUCAGCCAUCUCGCUAUGUCGCAAUACGGGACACAGAAGACGAGCAUUUUGCCAUUAUCGACAUUACAAAUGGUCUGAACACCGUAUUAGAGGAGCUAGAAGCGUCAAGAGCUACAUUCACCAUAUAUGAUGGAGCCAUAUUUCUUCACCAGGGCAAUACGUACCUUGUGCGAGACUUUCUCCCCGACAGACAAAUGGCCAAGGUAGAAAAGGUGAAGGUGGACUGGACAACUACCCAGCGAGACUUCACAGAUAUUGACCCAACAGAGACAGAGGCGAUUCGGAAGAUCCCAUGUUCCUUAUCCCAGGCUUACUAUGGAACAAUUAAGAUUCAGCAAAAUGUGUUUGGGUAUUUCAAAGUGGACAGGAAGGGGCGAGUUCUGGAUGCCGUCCAAGUCGACAACCCGCCAGUUAUCCGGUACAGCAAGGGCAUGUGGUUGGAUGUUCCAAGAACAGCACUGGACAUUCUUCAAGACCGACGUCUGAAUUCGGCCGCGGCGAUCCAUGCCGCAGAACAUGCAGUCAUGAGCUUACUUCCUACAUUUGUCAUUAGCAUGCCAGAAGACGUCAGGACUGAGUGUAAAGUGGCGCUGAAGGAAUUCUCCAAGAAGGAAUCGCAAAGAAAGCGGCCUGCAAGACUGACAUUUUAUGACGCAAAAGGUGGUGCUAGCGGAUCGGGCAUCAGCACCAAAGCAUUUGAUCACAUAGAUCAUUUGCUGAACAUGGCGCUGCGGCGCGUUGAAGAGUGCCAAUGCCAGCGUGGCUGUGUUGAAUGCGUGGCAUCGGUCAUGUGUAAAGAAUCCAACGAAGUAAUGAGCAAGGCCGGGUGCCGUGUUGUGAUCAGGAGUCUGCUGAAUAUGGAAAUUGACGUCGAUCAGCUUCCAAUGGGGCCGGAAGAAUUUAACCCAGUGGGCUUCGAGACUGUUAUACCAGCUCAGCCUGUACCCUCUAGAGGCCAAGCAAGAACGAAAAUAGGCACGAUGAAAAGCGAGAGGCAGGAUGGAUAA
Messenger RNA from Metarhizium brunneum ARSEF 3297, 3435 nucleotides. It is a transcript of the gene HRQ1, whose product is annotated as ATP-dependent helicase HRQ1. NCBI's taxonomy places the organism in Eukaryota, Fungi, Ascomycota, Sordariomycetes, Hypocreales, Clavicipitaceae. The record is from RefSeq and is a predicted model, not a curated record. Gene Ontology annotation, molecular function: ATP binding; nucleic acid binding.